Messenger RNA from Micropterus salmoides (largemouth bass), 3528 nucleotides. RefSeq names its product zinc finger protein 574 (gene znf574). Gene Ontology annotation, cellular component: nucleus. Gene Ontology annotation, molecular function: RNA polymerase II transcription regulatory region sequence-specific DNA binding; DNA-binding transcription factor activity, RNA polymerase II-specific. The transcript is spliced from 11 exons. The coding region runs from base 70 to 3084 and encodes 1004 amino acids. Lineage: Eukaryota; Metazoa; Chordata; Actinopteri; Centrarchiformes; Centrarchidae. Gene Ontology annotation, biological process: regulation of transcription by RNA polymerase II. The record is from RefSeq and is a predicted model, not a curated record.
UACAGCCAAUCAGAUCGAGCCUUCUAACAUGCAGAAAAAACUGAAGUUGUCCCAUUUCCUCCACCGGUAAUGUCUGAGGAAGCCAUGGAGAGUUCGUCUGUGUACAUGUGCUUCCCCUGCUACCAGGAGUUUAACACCCUGGAAGAGGUACUUGAGCACCAGUUGACGUGCACUGCUGAGGAUGAACAGCCCGACACAUCUGGAACCAUCCCUGUCAAUGUUCCAUUGCUACAGACUCGGCCCUGUGCCAACCCUCCAGAAAUCAGCUGGUAUUCGAAUCUGACACCAGCAUGGACAAGUGGAGAGCAGCAGGUAAUAAAUAUAUCAAGGACAGUUGCACACCCAGAGAUCCAAGCUCAUGCAGAACACUCCUCUGAGCAACCUUUGAAGAGUGAACUCAAGCAGGCUACAGACCAGCCCAGAAUCCUCUACCAGUGUGGGGAUUGUGAUGAACUUUUCAAGAGCCUGGACCUUUGGCAGCAACACCGUAAAGAAGAGACAUGUCAGCAGUCUGCUUCCGGGACCAAGUCCAAACCUGAUCCAGAACUUGAGCCAGAGACUGCUUCAACUCAGAGCUCCGAUUCAACUGUAAAUCCAGAUAAUUCUUCCCUGUCGCAGAGUGAAAUUAGCAAAAAGCCAGAACCAGAGGAAUUCGUAGCAGAGGAAGAGAGGCAGCAGGUCACAGAUACAUCUUCAGCUCAGAGUUCUGAUCCUGCUGUUUCUGAGGUGGCCCCUUCAACCUCUAACCUAGAGGAUUCAUCUCCCAGGAAGAGAGGCGCAAACAAAAAGCCUAAGCCCGAACCAGUGCUAUUGUGUGUGGAUUGUGGCUCGUGCUUUGGCCUGGUGUCUGAACUCGUGGCACACCGCAAGACCCAACACGGCUUUGAGGAAGCUCUGCACCGCUGCGCUGUGUGUGGGGAGAGCUUUCUAAAUACCACCCUAUUUCUCUACCACCGCAAGCAGCACCGGCAGAAAGGCGAGGAAAAAAUGCUAGUGGUUCCUGAAGAGACAUCAGAGGAAGUUUUUACUCAGAGCAAUGGGACUGGCGAGCAGGGACAGGAUGCCACUCCCCCCACCACUAGUGCCAGCUACAGUUUCACACAUCCAGAGUUGUUCAUGUGCACCCAGUGUGGGCAGAGCUUCAGCGAUGAGGAAGAGCUGGUCACCCAUCGUAAGCAGAAGCAUGACCUGAAAAAGCCACUACACAGUUGCCCCCAUUGUGGGGAGGGCUUUAUGAACACCACCCAGUACCUGUACCAUCGCCGGCAGCACCGCUUCUCAUCAGGGACAGAGGUGGCAGAUGCAGCUGAAACUGGUGAUGAAACAGCCGUCACUAAACCUCAAGAUACUCCACAGAGCUCGAAACGGCUGCUUUCCCCACCUGCCUCUGCUAGUGAAUCAGGUUCACCCCUUUCUAAGAGAAGUAAGCCCUCUUUCAGGAUCCUGAGCGGUGUCAGUGCGCUAAAAGGAAACAAGGGCUCAGGCACCAGAGAGGAAUCAGAAGGCAGCAGCACUGCAGCAGACUCAGACAACACCAACCACCCUCCACCUGCCAAACUACUGCAGGACUGGGCCCGCACGCCACUACCCCAUGUUUGCCCCUACUGUGGCAAAACCUUCACCCGACGCGUCUUCCUCCGCACCCAUGUCUACAGCCACACCGGGGAAAAGCUCUUCACGUGCAAGGUGUGCACAAAGUCCUUCACUAACUCCCAGAGCCUGCUGCGCCACAGCAUGAGCCACACGGGCAACAAGCCCUUCAGCUGCGACGAUUGUGGCAAAAACUUCUCCCAGGCAGCCACCCUGAAAAGACACCAACGCAUUCACUCAUCAGCCCUGCCUCGGCGCAAGCGUGGACGCAAACCGGUUUGUACUUUGGACAGUGAGGGAGCUGCUCAUCUCUUCCCUUGUCCUCACUGCCCUUCGCGCUUCAACACGGAGGAUCAGCUUAACCAUCACAAACUGCUCCACACCAGCCAUCCAUUCCCUUGCCCCGAAUGUGGAGAGGCCUUCAAACGCAGGAAAGACCUGGACCUGCACUCGCUCACUCACCAAGACAAGCAGCCGGCGACGUGUCCUCACUGUUCAUCCCAGUUUGUGAACCAAUCAGUACUGGAAAUCCACAUGCAGCGUUGCCCUACAACAGAGGAGGAGAAGAAUACUGGUCGUGGACGUGGUCAGGGCCGGGGACGAUGCACUGGACAGAUUGAGUGUGACCUAUGCGGUCACCGUUGCAUGACCCAGGAGGGCCUCGACCUCCAUCGAUUAUCCCACACGGGCCAGACACCUCUCAAAUGCCCAGUGAGGCCAUGCCGCCGCCGAUUUACCUCCAACAGUGCCCUGGAGGAGCAUGUGCUGGCCCAUUUCCAAGGAACGCUCAGCAAGUCCAAAAACCGACCUCGCUUCCGCUGUCAGAUUUGCCACAAGGAAUUUUCCUACAAUUCCACCUUCCAGGUCCACAUGAGGACACAUACUGAUGAGCGGCCCUUUGAGUGCACCACAUGUGGCAAGCGCUUCCGCCAGCUGCCCCAUCUGCAGGACCAUGAGCGCAUCCACAGCGGCCUGCGGCCUUUCUGCUGCUGGAUUUGCGGCAAGAGUUUCAGUGUGGCCGCCCGACUCACUGAGCAUGCCCGCACCCACAGUGGGGAGAAGCCCUACCCCUGUACCCACUGCCCCGCUGCCUUCCGCUCUCGCUCCAACCUGGAUAAACACAUCCGGCUACAUGGAGACCUGCCUCUGGAGACCGCUGAGCAGGCAGCUGAGGCUGCCCAUGUCGCCAAGGUGCUGGAGGGGGGCAAGGUGCUGUCUUCUUUGGCCACCACAGGGGAGGCUGAUUCUGGCUCAGUGCAGACCAUCUAUGUGCUGCAGGGGGGCGAAGGAGGCACUGAAACGGUCAUGAUCCCGUCUGAUCAGCUCAGCGGCAUGGAAGGCACUUCACAGGUCGUCAUCCUGCCCUCCUCUGUUCUGGGAUCUCGGACCAUUACUGUUCCCACGAUCACCAUGGAUGGAAAUGAAAUUACCAUGGUGGAGACAAGCCAGUCGCCACAGCAUGCCAUUGAGUUCAUUGUGGAAGAAACUGUGUGAAGGCUGAUUAAAAAACAAUUGUGUGAAGGACAACAAAGUAGAGAAAGACUGAAAGAUUAGUGGAGAAUAUGGACUGUUGAUGGAGUUUGAUAAAUGCAGGAUAUACAGUUAUUACCUUUAUAUGUAUAUAGUUUUAGUUUUAAGUCCGUUUCAACAAAAUAUCCAUCCUGUGUAGUAAUAUAUAUAUUUUUUAUUUAAUAACAUUGUUGAAUCAGAGCAAAACUAAUGGCUUAAAGGCUACUACACAGAUAAAACUCGCAGGAAAACAGAAUGUACCUUUAAAUUAGUCUUUCAAACUGAUUGAAAAACGGGUUACAAAAUUGGCCCUCGAUUGUAUACAGACGUGGUGUAUUUAUAGCCCCUAUUUAUUAGGGGAAAGACCAGUAGUGGCCCAUGAAAUGUCUUCUGCUUUCUUUAUAAUAAAACUCUUCAGUUUUCAUACUG